UGGCUGGGUUUAUUCACGAAGCCGAAAAAUCACAAACGUUGGUUUUGGGUAGAUGGCAGAGAGGGAUGUGCCCAAAAUGGUUCAGGGCGAGUGACGGAUUUCAGCCGGAUGCUUGUUCAGACUCACACACUCACAUGGUAUAUGAAACGGUUAGGGAGUCGAAAAAGUGUGCGCUCAAGGAAACUGCGUUUGUUCUUUUCCUAUCCGCCUUAUCCGUAUCCGUUUCAGAGCUAUGACUACGUACCUUUACUGGCCGGCUGGGAACAUUAUCAAAUAUUCAACUUCUACGUGAUGACCGUGUUGCACAUCUUUGUCCCCUUUGCCAUACUGGUGAUACUGAACAUUUCGAUAGUCGUGCUGACGAAGCGAAAACUUCACGGGGUCAGCUGGGCAAUGGCCACACUUGUCGACAUGCCGAAAGUGACCGAGUUGAUAAGAAAAGAGUCGAUGAUGUCGUCGAAGAAGCGUCGAGAUGAAGUGCGUUACGCCACGUGGACGAUGGUCUCUAUAACCACCACCUACCUUUGCUGCUCUUCACUUUCGCUGUUUAUAUCCGUCAUGGAAAACGUCUUUCCUCACAAUUCCCUUCUGUUCCAUGAGGAUGGCAGCAGUACUCGCUUCUACACCCUGGCCAGUGAUGUGGUCAGCAUUCUGGUCGCUGUGAACAGCUUGCUACGACUACCUGUCUACAUGCUCUGCAGCCCCAAUCUGAGGUAUAAUCGUUUGGUUCAAAUUCCCUGUGUUCAACUGUUGUCAAGGAGAAAAGAAGAAGUUAGAAAUGAACGACGAUAG
Messenger RNA from Haemonchus placei, 792 nucleotides. The record is from the annotation of a GenBank genome assembly. NCBI's taxonomy places the organism in Eukaryota, Metazoa, Nematoda, Chromadorea, Rhabditida, Trichostrongylidae.